UUCCUUGCAAUGACGUAAUUAAACUGUCAAAAUUAUCACAUGAUUGGAUAAUAACAAUAAUAAAAAUUGUAUAAAAUGGGCGAAAAAGCGCAUCUUCCGCACGAAAAUGGUCUUAAUAAAAACAGUCCCGAGCCCCCGGACCAGGAAAUGCAUUCGGACGAAGAAACCGGGGACGAUUUGGACGAUAUGUCACCCGAAGAAUUUCAGAUGCUUGAUAGUCAGCUAGACGCGCUGAAUUCAGCGUUGGACAAUAUCGAGCAAAAGAACGACGAUAUCCACGCCCAACUUUUGCUCCUGUUGCAAUCAAAUCGCGAAAUCAGACAACAAAUCCAAGAAUCGAGUGCCGCGGAAAAACAAGAACCCGACACCCAAAACCAAUGAGUAUUAACAUUCCGGGAGGUUUAGUUGUUUUGUUAAGUGUUACGUAUGUUUAAUUAUUUCAAUAAAAGUCUAGUUUAACGUU
This is a messenger RNA of Tribolium castaneum (red flour beetle), 463 nucleotides long. RefSeq lists its product as uncharacterized. The coding region runs from base 76 to 381 and encodes 101 amino acids. The record is from RefSeq and is a predicted model, not a curated record. The transcript has 2 exons. Lineage: Eukaryota; Metazoa; Arthropoda; Insecta; Coleoptera; Tenebrionidae.